This is a messenger RNA of Prunus mume (Japanese apricot), 1755 nucleotides long. Lineage: Eukaryota; Viridiplantae; Streptophyta; Magnoliopsida; Rosales; Rosaceae. The record is from RefSeq and is a predicted model, not a curated record.
AUGAAGGUCCUGGGAGAUAAAUCGCCCCUUCGGAGGGUCCAAGGUUUGGAUUCGGCGCUGGAAUCAGAUGAUGAGUACGUCCCCACCAGGGGCACCGAAUCAAGUUACCGUUCGGAAGCUCCCCCGGAGUACUUAAAGGCGAGACCACCAAGUCCGAGGAGAACUUCCGAGGACUUCAGUUCCGAGGACGUCCCAAGCCGAGACCCCGCUAUCUGCCUGCUUCUCCAGAGAGUCCAGAAGAUGGAGGAUGACCGAACCCGGUCCCAGGUCCCUGACUGGGGAAAACUUCGGUCGGGACCCUUUACCGAGCGCAUCAAGAAGUCCAGACCGGACAGGAAGGUGCAGCCGUUGCGCAUACCCUUUUAUACCGGUGUGGACCCUUUGACGCACCUUCACUCCUUCCAAUCGGCAGUUGGGUGCAAGGGCCUCAGCGACGAUGGGCAAUGUCUGCUGUUUCCAUCAUCCCUUACCGGAGCUGCUCUGAACUGGUUCUACCGUCUCGAGCCAGGGACGGUAGACUCCUUUGACAAACUGAAGCAGAUUUUCCUCAACCACUUCAUGAUCCAGACGGACCGCUUGUACUCAGUCGAUGAUCUGUACACGAUUCGGCAGAGGGAGGACGAACCCUUACGAGAAUACACAGCGCGCUUCAGUCACGAGUACUCGAGGUGUACCGAAACGGACGAUAGAGCAGCCUACGGCGCCUUCAAGAGUGGCCUUCGGUCCUCUCACUUCCGGUAUCUCGUGCACAGUAGCAACUGGCGCACGUACGACGAGUUGAUGAAGCAGGCGGCAGUCCAUGCGAAAGCUGAAUACUUCAACUCCAAACCCGGGCCUUCGGCUCGGAAGGAGGAGUCAGCCACCAAAAGUUAUCCGGGGCGAACUGACGAUUCUUCGGUAGGACACAAACGGAAGGACGACCGCGAUAGUCGUCACGGAAACUCGAAGAAGGGGCGCGGGAAAUACGGUCGUAACGACCACCGAGCGCCGUUACCAAAUCACGAUCGUGGCCAGGAGGUCUUCACCCUACUGAACACAACGUACGAAACCGUUCUGAUGAACGAACAUGACCAGAUCCCGAAGCCAACCAACCGAAAGCCCAAUCGACAGGAUAAUCGAGACAUUGGCAAAUUUUGCCGAUACCACCAGCAGAACAGCCACAACACCGAAGACUGCAUCAGUUUGAGGAAAAUUGUCGAGCGUCUGAUUCGGGAGGGAAAGUUGGAUCAGUACCUCGCCAGGCCACCACAGGCACCAGCACCGAACGUGAAUCGGCAGAUCAACAUGAUCAGCACAAUCAGCGGUGGCCCCACUCUAGCGGGACCCUCUAACCGUUCGAUGAAGCAGUAUGUGCAUGCCGCCCACUGCCCUCAGGUCUUCGGCAUAGAAGACGAUCGGUGCCGAAAGGUGCCGAAGGUGGGAUGGGAGCCCAUCACAUUUUGUGAAGAGGAGGAGGGGAUCAUUUACCCCCACGAUGACCCAAUGAUCAUCCGGGCCGAGAUCGCCGAUUACGAUGUGGGUCGAGUGCUGAUCGACACAGGAAGCUCGGUGAACGUAAUUUUUGUCGAUGCGUUCAAGGGACUGGGGAUUGCCGACAGCAUGGUCAAUCGGCAAAUCACACCUCUCCUCAGUUUUUCUGGAGAUCUGGUCCAGCCAGUCGGUAGUAUUAGUCUGCCCAUCGCCUUCGGCGUCGCCCCCAGGAAAACAAUAACCUACGACCAAUUCCUCAUUGUCGAUUGCACAACGUUAUCAUAG